This is a messenger RNA of Pogonomyrmex barbatus (red harvester ant), 3803 nucleotides long. RefSeq names its product xanthine dehydrogenase/oxidase-like. The record is from RefSeq and is a predicted model, not a curated record. Gene Ontology annotation, molecular function: FAD binding; iron ion binding; oxidoreductase activity. NCBI's taxonomy places the organism in Eukaryota, Metazoa, Arthropoda, Insecta, Hymenoptera, Formicidae.
CGCGGCACAAAAGCCAUGUGCCACGAGGGUGGUUGUGGCGCCUGUAUCGUAACUGCGAAAAUCAAAGGCGAGAUCAUGGCUGUAAAUUCCUGCCUAGUGCCGAUAUUAAUUUGUGAUGGAUGGGAUAUUUACACAAUCGAAGGUUUAGGUAACAGACGGGAUGGUUAUCAUUCAAUUCAAAUUACGCUUGCUGAAAAAAAUGGCUCGCAAUGCGGAUAUUGUUCUCCCGGGAUGGUAAUGAAUUUAUAUAGUCUUGUGAAAAACAAAAAGUUAACUAUGCGACAGAUCGAAAAUUCGUUCGGUGGAAAUAUUUGUCGAUGCACUGGAUAUCGUCCGAUUUUGGAAGCUUUCAAGAAAUUUGCUAGUGAUGCACCUCCAUCAGUAACGAAGAACAUUUGCGAUAUCGAGGAACUGUACGAGAACAAAGCCUGUGUGAAAAAAGGAGAGACAUGUUCUGGCAGUUGUGUCGAUAGCCAACUUUUUAAUGAAAAUACCACGUUGAACAUAAAGUUAGGCGAUGGAGAAUUCUACAAAAUUUACUCGAUUCAUGAUUUAUUCGAAAUAUUUCGACGUAAACCACAUGCCACUUAUAUAUUAAAUGGAGGAAAUACGGCUCAUGGUAUUUAUCGCACAAGCAAAAAGGAUCUCUACAUCGAUAUAAACGACGUCCCGGAUCUGUGUCACAUCCAAAAAACCGAUGAGAACUUGACCCUAGGCGGAAAUGUAUCUCUUAGAGUGAUGAUGGAAACCUUUCAAAAGUACUCGUCUGAUGCCAAAUUUAAAUAUUUACGUCACUUGGCUGAGCACAUUGAUCUGGUCGCGCACGUGCCAGUGCGAAACAUCGGCACCAUCGCCGGCAACCUGAUGAUCAAGCACGAGCACAACGAAUUUCCGUCAGAUAUAUUUUUAAUAUUAGAGACCGUUGGUACUCAAAUAUAUAUCCUCGACGCACCCAACAGAAAGCAUAAUAUGUGGCUGUCGGAAUUUUUAAAAGCCGACAUGAAUCAUAAACUCAUUUAUAGUGUCGUGUUGCCGCCACUAUCCGAUGAAUAUGAAUACAGAUCCUACAAGAUUAUGCCUAGAGCUCAGAACGCUCGUGGUCACGUCAACGCAGGCUUCCUUUUCAAACUCGACGGCAGGGGCAGGGUGUUGGAGAGACCUAAUAUCAUCUUCGAUGGCAUCAACAAACAUUUCUUACACGCGAAGAACACGGAAAAUUGGUUUAUGGGUAAAUGUAUCCUUGACAACCAAGUGCUGAAGAUUGCUUUGGAAAUAUUGCACGAUGAACUGCAUCCUGACUUUGUACUGCCGGACUAUUCGCCCGAAUUUCGCAAGACUCUAGCAGAAGGAUUAUUCUAUAAAUUUGUAUUGAGCAUCAAACCGGAGGACAUGAAUCCUAGAUUUCGUAGCGGAGGUUCCUUAUUAAAACGAAGUCUAUCUUCGGGCACGCAGAACUAUGACACGGAUAAGACUGUGUGGCCGGUGAAUAAACCUAUAUCAAAGUUAGAGGCUAUCCAGCAGACAUCAGGAGAGGCCGAAUAUUGCAACGAUCUGCCCCCAUAUCCUCGAGAAGUGUUUUGCGCUUUUGUCCUCACGGAAAUCAGUAACGGCAAGAUUUCCAAUAUAGAUGUAAGCAAGGCCCUUGCUAUGAAGGGUGUGAUAGCGUUCUAUGGUGCCAAGGACAUACCCGGCAAGAAUCUAUGCAUCUCAGCUGCCCAUAAUUUCUGCACCUUAAUGGAGGACGAAUUGCUCUUUGCCGAAGGGGACGUUCUCUAUGCUGGUCAGCCGGUCGGUGUGAUCGUAGCGGAGACGCAUAAUUUGGCGAACGAAGCCGCGAAAUUGGUGAAAAUUAACUACAGCGAGUCAUUGAGUAGAAAGCCGGUGAUAAGCAUUGAGGAUGCAUUCGCAUCGGGAGAUAAUACCAGAUUCAGGAAUAGCGUCAACGUUCCGGCGAAAGAGAAGGGAGAAAAUGUUAAACGGGAAAUAAAAGGCGUCUUUGAAUGCGGCGGCCAAUAUCACUACACAAUGGAGACCCAAUCCUGCGUAUGCGUCCCCAAGGAGGAUGGUAUGGACGUCUAUUCAUCCACGCAAUGGAUGGAUCUCAAUCAAGUAGCGAUCGCGGAUGUGCUCAAUGUUAGAUAUAACAGUAUCAAUGUCUAUGUGAGACGAAUCGGUGGUGGAUAUGGAGGAAAAGCCAUACGCAAUGUGCAAGUCUCAUGUGCCUGUGCAUUAGUAUGUUACAAAUUGAAUCGCCCAGCACGAUUCGUUAUGACAAUCGAGAGUAAUAUGCAAUUUCAGGGCAAGAGAAAUCCUACACGCCAAAAAUACGAGGUCGGAGUGGAUGACAAUGGCGUUAUACAAUAUCUCAAUCUUAAACACUGGUCUAACAAUGGUUGUAAUUAUAAUAAUCCCUACGCUGCAGAAACAUUUAAGUUUCUGAGCAAGGGCUGUUAUGCAAUCGAUAGAUGGACAUUCAAUGGUUAUGAUGUGCGAACUGAUAUACCAUCAAAUACGGUAUGUCGGGGGCUAUCGUCUAUGGAAGCGGUGGGCAUGAUGGAACAUAUAAUGGAGCACAUUGCGAGAGUGACGAAAAAGGAUCCGAUACAGGUCAGAUUGGCGAAUAUGACAGAUGUGAAUAGGGCCGUGUUAGAAGUCAUGAUAAAAGAUUUGUCGAAAUCGGCUGAUUACGAGAUGCGGAAGCGAGCCGUUGAGAUAUUUAACAGCGAAAAUCGCUGGAAGAAAAAGGGAAUCGCCCUGGUGACAAUGACUUUUGCCAUGGAAUAUUAUGGACAAUUUAGCGCUUUGGUAUCAGUUUUUGCACGCGAUGGCACCGUUUGCGUAACGCACGGUGGGAUAGAAUGUGGCCAAGGUAUAAAUACAAAGAUUGCUCAAGUAGCUGCUUACACUUUGGGAAUUGAUGUAGAAUUAGUCAAUGUUAAAAUAUCCAACACUAUAGUAACGCCCAACAAUUUUGCUACCGCAUCCAGUUUCACUAGUGAGAGUUGUGCAUAUGCGACGAUUCAGGCAUGCAACAAAAUUUUGAAGAGACUCGAACCGAUAAGAAAAGAAAUGAAUAAUCCGAGUUGGAAGGAGCUUGUUUUCACGGCGUAUCAAAGAGAUAUUAAUUUGAUUGCACAGCAUACGUAUGGUACGAUGCAGGAUGAUACGCUCAAGAAUUACAAUAUUUACGGCGUCACCAUCGCCGAAGUGGAGAUCGAUGUUCUGACUGGACAGCACAUUAUCAGAAGGGUCGACUUGAUGGAAGAUGCAGGUAUAAGCUUGAAUCCGGAGAUUGAUGUCGGUCAGGUAGAGGGAGCUUUUGUAAUGGGAGUGGGAUGCUGGACAUCUGAGGAUUUAAUAUACGAUCCGAAAACAGGAGUAUUAACGAGUGAUAGAACAUGGAAUUAUAAACCGCCAGGAGCAAAGGAUAUCCCUGAGGACUUUCGUGUAUCUUUACGUAAGAACUCGGUUAACACAUUCGGUGUACUUCGUUCAAAAGCAACCGGUGAACCACCGCUUGAUAUGAGUUGCGUAAUUCCGAUUGCGAUUCGCAACGCAUUGAACUCCGCUAGAGCAGAGACGGGAAAUACGGACGAGUGGUAUCGAUUAGAUGGACCAUAUACCACCGAGCGUAUACUUCUCAAUAAUUUAACCUGCAAAGAAUUUAUGACACUUUGAGAGUAAAGAUAAAACUCGUUUAGAUAUACGUUAAAAUAAAAAACGUUAUUAUAAUCAUCUGAUAAAAAGUAUGAUAUGGAUAUGACGUUAAAAAAAUAUAAUGAUAAUGAUAAUUCUUAUUAUAA